This is a messenger RNA of Sander lucioperca (pikeperch), 1682 nucleotides long. It is a transcript of the gene pold2, whose product is annotated as polymerase (DNA directed), delta 2, regulatory subunit. The record is from RefSeq and is a predicted model, not a curated record. Bases 150 to 1565 code for a protein of 471 amino acids. The transcript is spliced from 11 exons. Gene Ontology annotation, molecular function: DNA binding. Gene Ontology annotation, cellular component: delta DNA polymerase complex. Lineage: Eukaryota; Metazoa; Chordata; Actinopteri; Perciformes; Percidae. Gene Ontology annotation, biological process: DNA strand elongation involved in DNA replication; DNA replication.
UGCAGCAUAAACUGUGACGUUUUCGCGGGAACCGUUUCUCCUGCUCUCUGUGUUGACAACAAAACCGUUGAUAUCUGGAAAUAUAACUUAAAACCUGGUUUAAAACAGCAAACACCAAAAGCUUGACUUUCCCUCUACGAAGGACCGUCAUGUUCUCCGACAUGAGCGCCGGGAAGCCGGGCUCCUCUCUGCUGUGCCGCCCGGUCUCGGAGGACCAGGCCCCGGUGUUUGAGCGGGUGUCGCCGGCCUACAAUCUGUGCUCCGAGCGCUACACGGUCGGGGAGCGGAGCUUCAGCCGCCAGUAUGCUCAUAUCUACGCGACACGACUCAUGCAGAUGAGGCCCCUGCUGUCAGAGAGAGCGCAGCAGAAGUGGGGAUCAGACGUGCUCAUCAGGAAGCUGUGCGAUCUUCAGACAGGGGAGCAGUGUUGCAUUGUGGGAACGUUGUUCAAGCGUAUGGAGCUGCAGCCUUCGAUCCUGAAAGAGAUCAGCGAGGAGCACAACCUGCUGCCUCAGCCGGCUCGAGUCAAAUUCAUCAGCGACACGGACGAGCUGAUUCUGGAGGACGAGCUGCAGAGGAUCAAACUGGAGGGAAACAUCCACAGAGACAAGUGUGUCACAGGAAGUGUUGUUGCCGUAUUCGGAGCCGAGAAGAAUGACGGGAAGUUCACGGUUGAGGACUUCUGCCUCGCAGAUCUUCCUCUGCAGACACCGAGACCUGUACUCACCUCUGACCGGUUUGUUCUCCUGGUCUCUGGACUGGGACUCGGCAGCAGUAAUGCCGACAGCAUGCUGGGUCUGCAGCUGCUGGUUGACAUGGUAACGGGUCAGCUGGGCGGCGAGGGCGAGCAGAGCGGAGCAGCGAACAUCUCCAGAGUCCUGCUGGCUGGAAACCUGCUGAGCCAAAACACCCAGGACAAGGACGCCCACACCAAGCCCAAGUUCCUGACCAAGAAGACGCAGGCGGGCAGCGUGGAGGCCAUGCGUUUGCUGGAUGAGCUGCUGCAUCAGCUGGCGGCGUCGGUUCCCGUGGACGUGAUGCCGGGCCAGUUUGACCCCACCAACUACACGCUGCCCCAGCAGCCUCUGCACCGCUGCAUGUUCCCGCUGGCCUCCGUCUUCCCCACGCUGACGCUCGCCUCCAACCCGCACCAGGCGCACAUCCACGGAGUCAGGUUCCUGGGAACGUCGGGCCAGAACGUGUGUGACAUCCAGAAGUACAGCAGCAUGGAGGAUCACCUGGAGAUCCUGGAGGAGACGCUACGGCUCAGACACCUCGCCCCGACGGCGCCCGACACGCUGGGUUGUUACCCGUUCUACCAGAAAGACCCGUUCAUCCUGGAGGAGUGUCCCCACGUCUACUUCAGCGGCAACGCUCCCGAAUUUGGAUCCAAACUCAUCACAGGUGCGGACGGACAGGAAGUGCUUCUGGUUUGUGUCCCAGACUUCAGCAGCUGCCAGACGGCGUGCCUGGUCAACCUGCGCACGCUGACCUGCGAGCCGCUCGCCUUCUCGGCGUUCUCCGCCCACGAAGAAGACGAGAGCGAGAUGAACGUCAGCCACUGACGGGCCAAAUACUCCCACUCAACAGACGCCGUCGAGACACGUGUCGUCCUUGACAACUAGCUACGGCAACACAUCUUGGACAAAGUGCAAAAACACAAGACUUUCACCCAGGAAAAA